Messenger RNA from Prinia subflava (tawny-flanked prinia), 1236 nucleotides. It is a transcript of the gene TIMM9, whose product is annotated as translocase of inner mitochondrial membrane 9. Lineage: Eukaryota; Metazoa; Chordata; Aves; Passeriformes; Cisticolidae. The transcript is spliced from 4 exons. The record is from RefSeq and is a predicted model, not a curated record. Bases 610 to 879 code for a protein of 89 amino acids.
GGGGCCGGGGAGGGGCCAUGGGGAACCGGGAGUGUUCCCGGAAACUGCGAGGGGCCAUGGGGAACCGGGAGCGUUCCCGGGGCCGGGGAGGGGCCAUGGGGAACCGGGAGCGUUCCCGGGGCCGGGGAGGAACCAGGAGCGAUCCCAUGGCCCGUGAAGGUCCGGGAGCGCUCCCUGCGGCCCUCAGGGGGAACUCCCCGCUCUGCCCCGGGGUUUUCCCGGUGCCGGGCGGCUCGGAGGGGAUCAGAGCGCUCCGUGCGCGGUGUUGGGCCGGGGCGUGGCCGAACGAGUGAUUCCUGAGGGAGAGGAACUCAACGUGCCCUUGGAAGGGAGAACCGGAGGAUGGAGUAGAAGGAAAAGACGCAAAAAAUAAAGCUCGACGCGAAGUUGUUUUAGGCUCAGGGUUUGGUUUUAUCGGGUGAGAAGCGGCAGCCAGGUGUGAUCUCACUUAAAAAGGAGAGUGCUGGUGGGAAAUGUGACUUUUCCUGCAGGCCUGACGCCCGUACACGUGCUCCGUGUGCCCAGAGAGGCUCUCCGGGUGCCCGCGGUCAGGCCGACUCCUCUAACUUCACCUUCGGUGUUCGGUGACUGAGUCGCAGGUGGUGGAACAUGGCUGGACAAAUAUCAGAGGCUGAUCAGAUCAAGCAGUUCAAGGAGUUUCUAGGCACAUACAACAAACUUACAGAAAAUUGCUUUGUGGAUUGCAUAAAGGAUUUUACUAGCAGAGAUGUGAAACCAGAAGAGAUAACCUGCUCAGAGAACUGCCUGCAGAAGUAUCUAAAGAUGACGCAGAGGAUCUCCAUGAGGUUCCAGGAGUACCACAUCCAGCAGAACGAGGCUCUGGCAGCCAAGGCAGGACUGCUCAGCCAACCUCGCUAGAGCAGAGCACCGCGCUCCGAUCGAAGCCGUGCCGCUGUUCCCUGGGCAGGAACUCCCUGGGGCAUUCCCACUGCCAGGAGGUGUCCAGCGGCUCAGGGCAGAGCUGGGGGUGCUGCCCAGGCAGGGGGAGCCACGGAGGGUUAAACAGCAGCUCAGGCGUGGUGCUCAGCCUGGCAGUGCAGUUUGUUUCCACAAGAAAAUGACGCAGAUACUUUUCCGGGGGCCCAGACUGGUGUGUGAAUUUCAGGGGUGGUGGGAGGGCUCACCUGCCUUUUGCUGAGACUGUUUGAGAUGAAUCAAUGUAACGUGGGGAAUACACUUUUUUAUUUAAUUCAAAUAAAAUCAACAGGAGCCAUA